This is a messenger RNA of Leptomonas pyrrhocoris, 842 nucleotides long. RefSeq lists its product as hypothetical. Lineage: Eukaryota; Euglenozoa; Kinetoplastea; Trypanosomatida; Trypanosomatidae. The coding region runs from base 114 to 842 and encodes 242 amino acids. The transcript has a single exon. The record is from RefSeq and is a predicted model, not a curated record.
GUCAAGAAAGGAACGCACGAGAAGCGGCGCGAGAGCGCGUGCUCCAUCUUUGUCCUUCGCGCAGAAGAAACACCUUCUUCUUCUUUUCUUUUCCAACGCAAUCGUGCAGCGCCAUGCUGCGACACCUGCGAGCGUUCGGCUGCCUCAGCCCAUCCGCGACCUUCUCACGUAUGGGGAGGUUACGCUUCAAUUCGCGUUGCAUGUCCAGCCGGCAGGCAGAGCGGCUGCACCGGCGUUCCGCGGCAGCGGCAACGGCACCCAAGAAGCGGCCCGCGACGCCGACAGGAUCGCACCGCGACGGCAGCGACGCUCCGCCGCACGCGCGCAGCUACAACAAACUCACAGCCAAAUCGGCUGCAAAAGGCUCGAGCUCCACGAAGAAGUCGCCGUCGGCUGCGGCUGCGACGACGACCACCGCCGCGUCGUCUGCGGGUCCUUCGCGGCCUCCGAUGCCGGGCCGCUUUAACCGUCUCGUGCUUGAGCGCGGCCUUUUCUUCACCGUUUACCUCUACGUGUUGGGCGAGUCCAUGACGCUCUUCCUCACGUACUUGUUGCACACGCACCGUCUCGGCGUUGGCGACGUCGGCAGCUGGCUGGCAGCCCUUCACACAUCUACUGGCCACUACCUAAACGUCGGCCCCACCGUGUACGGCCUGCAACUCACCCCGCGGCUGCUGCUGAACUACCUCGUCGCGAACUGCUGCACGUAUCCGCUGCUGCCACUGCAGAUGCGGUUUUGUACCGCCACGACACCGUUGCUGUGGACACCGCUUUCGUGCAUCGGCCGACAGUUCAGAAAGGCAGGAGCGGUAAUUCCGAAGGCGCCAGCCGCCAAGGCGUGA